Chaetomium globosum CBS 148.51 is the source of this 840-nucleotide messenger RNA. RefSeq lists its product as uncharacterized. Gene Ontology annotation, molecular function: DNA-binding transcription factor activity, RNA polymerase II-specific; zinc ion binding. Gene Ontology annotation, biological process: regulation of DNA-templated transcription. Bases 1 to 840 code for a protein of 279 amino acids. The transcript has 3 exons. The record is from RefSeq and is a predicted model, not a curated record. NCBI's taxonomy places the organism in Eukaryota, Fungi, Ascomycota, Sordariomycetes, Sordariales, Chaetomiaceae.
AUGGAACCUAACAAGGUUCAGCGCACCAUUAAAUUUUACACCAAGGUCAAAACAGGAUGUCUGACGUGCAAGAAGCGAAAAGUAAAAUGUGACGAAGAAAAACCGCGCUGUCGCCGUUGCACCGCCUCAGGCCGCGAAUGCGAUGGCUACCCCCAGGAUCGACAGACCGCUCUGACGACCGUGAAUGCUAGCCCCGAGUCCCACGCAGUGCUCUUUGCCUCCCCUGCCGAGAGAAGAAGUUUCUUCUACUUUCAGUCCCGUGCGUGCAAACCGCUGGGCGGGUACUUCAACUCGUCGUUCUGGGGACGGGAGGUGCUGCAGGCCGCAAUUCAUUAUCCGCCGGUCCGACAUCUCGUCAUCGCCAUUGGGUCUGCAUAUGAAGCUUUCGAGACCGGUUCACUCGGCCAAGAGACCGAGUUCACCCUGCGGCAAUGCAAUCAAUCUAUUCGACAACUUACCGUCCUCGGUCGGGCCACUAACCCACCAUCAACGGAGUCCACUUUCUGCAUUCUCACAGCGUCUUUGCUGUUCAUCUACCUGGCGAGCAUCCGCGGAAACCACGCCGAAGCCAUCCAGCACGUCCGGUCUGCGGCGAAGCUCUUGCAAGACUUUGAGCGUUCGGCAGCGUUGGCUCGGAAGCCCGGUGAUGCCGUCAGGCCAGCGAGUUUCUCUCGUCGUCUUUGGCGGAAGGACUCCAAGAAACAGUGGCCCGGCACCGAGAAUUGUGUCAAGCGUUGGAGAGCAGCCAAAACGCCUUGGAUGUUCUCGCACGAACCCUUCCCGCGACAGGACAUUCGCAAGAUCGAGACGGGACCUCCAUCUUACGCAUUUACCACUUAA